This is a messenger RNA of Salmo salar (Atlantic salmon), 2324 nucleotides long. RefSeq names its product gap junction beta-7 protein-like. The record is from RefSeq and is a predicted model, not a curated record. NCBI's taxonomy places the organism in Eukaryota, Metazoa, Chordata, Actinopteri, Salmoniformes, Salmonidae. Gene Ontology annotation, biological process: cell-cell signaling. Gene Ontology annotation, molecular function: gap junction channel activity. Gene Ontology annotation, cellular component: connexin complex.
CCAAACAAGCCCUCUGGGUAGAAAAUAGGUGUGGCCUCUUAGACAGGUGUGUUCGACGUGCAAAUCGACUGCAGUAGCCAGCAUCGGAAAAUUAGCCCCCAAACACAUAACACAAACAGAAAAAACUGGAAUAGCCUGUUUAUAAUCGGCUCAUGUAAUCAGAGAGAAGAUGUCAAACUGGGGGUUUCUGGAGAACGUCCUGAGUGGGGUGAACAAGUACUCCACAGUCAUUGGGCGCAUCUGGCUCUCCAUCGUCUUCAUCUUCCGCAUCCUGGUGUACGUGGCGGCUGCUGAGCAGGUCUGGAAGGACGAGCACAAUGACUUUGUCUGCAACACCCAGCAGCCUGGCUGUGAGAACGUGUGCUUCGACCACUUCUUCCCCAUCUCCCAGAUCCGCCUGUGGGCCCUCCAGCUCAUCAUGGUGUCCACUCCAUCCCUGUUGGUGGCUCUCCACGUGGCCUACCGCGAGAACAGGGAGAGCAGGCAUGGCAAGAAGCUGUAUGUGGACAAAGGUAGGAUUGACGGAGGUCUGCUCUGCACCUAUAUCCUCAGCCUCGUCUUCAAGACUACCUUCGAGGUGGGCUCCCUCCUGGCCUUCUACUUCCUCUACAGUGGCUUUGACGUUCCCAGACUGCUUCGCUGCAGCCUGGACCCUUGCCCUAACACCGUAGACUGCUACAUCUCCAAAGCCACUGAGAAGAUGGUCUUCCUCUACAUCAUGGGCUGCACGUCCAUAUUGUGUAUUGUACUGAAUGUCUCGGAGAUGGUAUACAUCCUAUCUAAACAGUGCUGGAAGUGUUUUAGCAAGCGGUAUAUCCCAAUUGAAGAGAGAGCUCACUGGCAUUGUAAUCACACUGUCCCAAUCAGCAACAGUACCUCAACCCUUCAUCCCACACCUAACAAAGAUAUAAUGGGCUCACAAGAUCCAGCUACAAAGGGAAACCAAACCUUUCCCUCUUAAAUUGCAUUCAAUUACCUAAUAAUUUAUUGUGAUCAGAAUUCAGGACUUCUUUUAACUUAAAUGAUUUCAGAAACUAUGUAGAACUUGUAGUUAUUCACCUUGAACUUUUUUGUUGUUGUACUUUAUAGAUUUUCAGAUAUGAUAACAGAAAAACAGUACAAGCCCAUCCCCUCAUCCAUCUGCCCCUCCACACCUCCCUCCCAUCCAUCCAUCCAUCCCUCCACCCACCCACAAAGCACCUUUAACCUUUUAACAGAUACUGUUACUUUUAGCAUUAGGGUCGUAUUUAAGGCCUUUAUGUCUCAAUUUUCUGCUAAUUGAAUUGUCUGCUAAUUUAAUCUAGUAUAAUUUAUAUAAUCACCUUUGGUAUUAUGAUUCAUUACCCAACAAUCUAAUAAAAAUGGUAGGCCCUAUAUGCUUAUAGAAAAUAAACAUGUAGGCUAUUCUUAACUUUACUUAGGCUAUUUGUAUAGUGCUGCACGUCGGCAUAAUAGGUGGCCUCUGACAGGUGCUUGACAUGCAAAUCGACUGCAGUAGGAUCAUUUCAUAAAAUUACUCCCUUUUGCAUCCCUUUGAUGUUUUUAGUAGAAAUUGUGCACAAAUAUUGACAUUUAAAAGCCUAUUAUAUCAAAUGAAGUGCUCUUUAAUAUAGACAAUAUGGAAAAUACAAUCAAUUGGAUUUUUAACAUGAAAAACACUUUUGACAUGUCCCUCUGUGCACCCUCUGCAACUCAUAGGAAAAUGUUAAACUACUUAGCCAACAUUUCUCAAAUAUUUCACCAUUAUUGUAAAGCCCUAGUCAUUGCAUUACUUUGACAGUAAUUUCAGACUUUGGUAUUAUGAUUAACAAAGAAUUUAAAAAAAUUCAUGCUUUACGUUUCCACUUUCAGUGCUGGACUGCAUUCAUACAUAGACCAUGCCUUUUUCCUUACUGACAUCACAGCAUUCAUUUUAUGUUCAUGUCAUGGUCCCCAGUGGAGCCCAUUUAUGUAAAUAUGACCGUCAGUGUAAUUCUAAUCUAUACAUUGGCAGAUUCAUUCCAUUGGCAGAUUCUCUCCCAUCUUUCAUGGGAGAGAUAGUGUGUAUGCUAGCCUUGUGAUAAACAUCUUAUCAAUAUAAAAUGUUGAAUUUCAGGUAAUGCAGAACUCUGAUCUUUCUUGAUUAAUGAAGAGAAAUCCAUACAACUUGAUUUCAACAAUUGAGAGUUGUUUAGUGAUCAUGUUAUAUCACAUCUGUUAUAUGGCAUUACUCCUUUACAACAAGCACUAAAACUGAUCCUUUUCUGAUUGUAGGAGCUCCAGCAUUCUUCCUUGUGUAAUGCAUCUCUUGUAUUUAAAAAUAAUAAUAUAGACAAUUCUACCAA